GAGGUGCAGGUUCAUCUGCCUCGAUGUGGGCCCCGCCCGCUGGCCAAUAGCCGUUGAGGCCGUCCGAAGAUGGCCAGGGCCUUAGAGUGGGGCCCGCAUCAGUCGGUGUUUCACCUAUGACAAGUGCAAGAUGAGGAGAAGUGCUGAUGGUGCGUGCGUUCGGAGAUGAGGUCUGCUUCGGCAGCGCUGCUGGUGGUGGCGGCCCUAGUGGUGGUGCCCGUUUGGGGUUGCGGCCCGGGUCGGGGAGUCGGUCGACGAAGAGGUCCAAGGAAAUUGACACCAUUGGUGUUCAAACAGCAUGUGCCCAAUGUGCCGGAGAAUACGCUCACGGCGAGUGGACUCACGGAAGGACGAAUCGGGAGGAAUGAUUCGAGGUUCAAGGAUCUGGUGCCCAAUUAUAACCAGGACAUUGUCUUCAAGGAUGAGGAGGGGACGGGGGCUGACAGGCUUAUGACACAGAGAUGCAAGGAGAAAUUGAACACUUUGGCGAUAUCAGUGAUGAACCAAUGGCCCGGUGUUCGUCUUCUGGUGACUGAAGGUUGGGACGAGGAAGGCUACCAUACCCCAGAAUCCCUUCACUACGAAGGACGUGCUGUUGAUAUCACGACCAGUGAUCGAGAUCGCUCGAAAUACGGAAUGUUGGCCAGACUGGCCGUGGAAGCGGGCUUUGAUUGGGUCUACUACGAAAGUAGGGCCCAUAUACACUGCUCGGUCAAAUCAGAAUCGUCUCAGGCGGCGAAAUACGGCGGUUGUUUCUCCGGCGAGACAACAGUGCUGACCUCCACCGGCCUCCGUCGCAACCUCUCCGAUCUCCGAAUCGGCGAGAAAAUCCAAGCCUUUGACCCCGCCACCAAGCAGCUCGUCUUCAGCGAGAUUCUCGUUUUCCUGGACUUCGACCCGAGUCAAAAGCGCGAAUUUCUCUCGAUAACGUUGUCUUCGGGUCGCACCUUGACAGUGACACCGUCGCAUUUGCUCCUCCUCGACGAUCGGACAGUGAAAUACGCCGAGAAGCUCCAAAUCGGCGACUUUUUGCUCGUGAGUGACCCCAAAGACGGUCUAAGUCGCGAGGAGAUAGUGCAGGUGAGGGGCGUGUGGCGGACUGGUGUGUUUGCGCCGUUGACUAGCGUCGGGACGCUGGUGGUGAACGACGUCGUGGCGUCGUGCUAUGCGAGCGUUGAUAGUCAAUGGGUGGCGCAUUGGGCGUUUUUGCCCGUACGAUGGGUGGCCGGAUUUUGGGGGAAUUCCGGGUUGAGGAAACCGGAAAUGGGGGUUUUUUGGUACGCGAAAAUGCUUUAUGUUAUGGCGGAUUUUAUACUUCCUUCGCAUCUGCAUGAGUGAUAUGUAUAAAAAAUUAGGUUUAGGUUUUUGGCCAGUGACUUAGCUAGUGGACAGACCUUCAAGUGUUCCUUAAUUAAUUUAUGACAUAACUAUUGAGAAUUUUUGUGUAUUUUUUAUGUAUAUAAAAAUUACUUUUAAUUGUAUAGUCUCCUGUUUGAAAAUUAUUGUAU
Tribolium madens (black flour beetle) is the source of this 1508-nucleotide messenger RNA. RefSeq names its product indian hedgehog protein (gene hh). Gene Ontology annotation, biological process: cell-cell signaling; intein-mediated protein splicing; protein autoprocessing. Lineage: Eukaryota; Metazoa; Arthropoda; Insecta; Coleoptera; Tenebrionidae. The transcript is spliced from 3 exons. Bases 166 to 1338 code for a protein of 390 amino acids. Gene Ontology annotation, molecular function: calcium ion binding; patched binding. The record is from RefSeq and is a predicted model, not a curated record.